Molecule: messenger RNA, 631 nt
Organism: Soboliphyme baturini
Lineage: Eukaryota; Metazoa; Nematoda; Enoplea; Dioctophymatida; Soboliphymatidae
Source: the annotation of a GenBank genome assembly
GAAAGGUGUAGGCCGUGGGGAGCCGUAAAGCAGAAGUCACGGUGGUAUUUUCCGGAUAACAAGCCAUUCACAAAGAAGAUACUCCAUAUUUUUUCGUGCUUUGUGCUUCUCCAUCUGCGUGCUUCAUGAACAUACUAAGAUAAUGUCGUGCCCGCCCGGCUUCCAGACGGUCCGUAUCGCCAAAGCCAAGAACAAACCGGGGAGCUGCUGUGAUAAGUACGAAUGCGUUCCGUUAGAGUACGACUGCUCGCAUGUCAAGUGUACGAAGCCGUCGGUCGAGAAGUGUCCGAGCGACAGCUACCGUCCCCCGGAAGUACUGCCUGAACACGGAUGUUGUCCAAUCAUCGAACCGUGCCGCUGCGCAGCUGGCAAAUGUCCGCCGGUUUCGUGCUUGCCGAACCAUCGGCUGAACAUCACCAGGAAAGGAAACGGCACCCCCGGUUCUUGUUGCGACCUCUUCGACUAUACGGUUCUUAUUUCUCUCAAUUACCACUUGAACCAUAAGAACCAAAAUCUAAUCGGAUAUGCGCUUCUCUUAUGCACAUCGCUUCAGUGUCUGUCAGGUCUCUUCAAGUCAUGUGUAAAAAUGGUUCCAUACCAGAAGUUCUGCCAUAAGGGUAUAUGCAUGUAA